Messenger RNA from Candidula unifasciata, 697 nucleotides. The record is from the annotation of a GenBank genome assembly. Lineage: Eukaryota; Metazoa; Mollusca; Gastropoda; Stylommatophora; Geomitridae.
AUGCCUAAAUCUAAGCGGGACAAAAAAGUGUCACUUACUCAGACACGGAAGAAGGGCCUGGAGCUAAAACAGAAAAUAAUAGAAAAAAUUAGAGAGACAGCCGACCUCUAUGCCAACAUUUUCACAUUCUCUGUGUACAACAUGAGAAAUGUUCAGUUAAAAGAGAUACGACAGGAGUGGAGCCACAGCAGGUUUUUCUUUGGCAAAAACAAAGUGAUGCAGAUUGCUCUCGGGAGGACGGAAGAUGAAGAGUACAAAGAGAAUCUUUCUAAACUGACGCGGCAGUUACAAGGACAGACUGGUCUCCUCUUUACAAAUAAAGGGGAAACAGAAGUUUUAAAGUACUUUGAUGGGCUGUACACACCCGACUAUGCCCGAUCUGGCACAGUGGCAGCUCAAACUGUUGAACUUGAGGAGGGUUUAUUACCAGAAUUCUCGCACUCCCUAGAGCCACAGUUGAGGCAGCUGGGACUACCCACAAAGUUAAAAAGAGGAGUCAUACAGCUGCAGAGAGCCCACACAGUUUGCGAAAAGGGUCAAGUUUUGAACCCAGAGCAAUGUAGAAUUUUAAAAUUAUUUGGCCAUAAGAUGUCCAACUUCCACAUCACAAUUCAAGGGAUGUGGUCAAAUUCUGGUAAAUGGAAGACAUUUAACGACAGGCCAGAACCUAUAGUCCCAGAUAGAGUCAAAGUCAAAC